This is a messenger RNA of Emericellopsis atlantica, 520 nucleotides long. RefSeq lists its product as uncharacterized. Bases 72 to 386 code for a protein of 104 amino acids. The record is from RefSeq and is a predicted model, not a curated record. Lineage: Eukaryota; Fungi; Ascomycota; Sordariomycetes; Hypocreales; Bionectriaceae. The transcript is spliced from 2 exons.
GUUCAAAACACGAACACAGCCAAACCUACACACAUCUACACGCAUCACACGCAUAUAGACAGCCUGUUAUAAUGCCUUCUGCACCAGGCUUUGUCAAAAGUGUUACUGGCGGCAGCAAAUUUAUCGCUACGUUUAUCAUUGACGACAUUCAAUUCCACUUUAGCGGCAACCUUGAUCUCCCUGUCGAGGAGUUCACAUGCAACGAGGCCAGUCUGGAAUACGGCGACAUGGAACAACUGGCCACCCGCCAAAACUUUGACGGAGAAGUUGGUACGGAAGAGCUGCAAUUGACACUCAGCAACGGCCCAAAAAUCACAGGCUCUUUUAUGUUCCCAAUCAACUCGGCAUCAAACAUCUCUGGAAGCGGCAUGUGGUCAGAGGAUUGAGCUAAGUUUGCCCAUUAUACACUCAAGGUGUCUAGCGGGGUGUUAGCAUGGGGUGCCUGCUUGUCGACCUACGCAAGCGCUGGAAAUGGCAUGUAUCCCGAUGGUUGCGUCGUACGGAGAAAUGGACAGCUCUU